Laetiporus sulphureus 93-53 is the source of this 1648-nucleotide messenger RNA. RefSeq lists its product as uncharacterized. The transcript is spliced from 2 exons. NCBI's taxonomy places the organism in Eukaryota, Fungi, Basidiomycota, Agaricomycetes, Polyporales, Laetiporaceae. The record is from RefSeq and is a predicted model, not a curated record. Bases 181 to 1443 code for a protein of 420 amino acids.
CCCGCUAGCAAGGAGAAGCCCCUGAUGAACAGGAAUUCUGACCUCAACCCACGAGGGGUCUCAUGGCAGCGAGCACUUCGCCUUUCUGCUGCACAUACAGUAAGGUGUUUCGGUCGUUGACGCUGAGCUGCUGCCUCUUUCGAAACUCAGGAGUAGUAUUGGACAUCUGAAUAGACCACCAUGCCCUCGACUGUUCUAGUGGGAGAGGCUGUAUGGACAGCCGCGCAUCUCGCAGUGAUAUUCGUCUGGAUAGGCUUCGUCCACCUGGCAGCCUACAGCCCCGUCUCCGCAAUCGCCGUCGAGUCUCCUCCCUCAAUCGCCCACCGUUGUGUCGGCACCUCCUUAUCUUCGUCGAGCCGGUCACCAAUCGGGAGACGAGAAUCGUCAGGGACCAGUGUCGCUUAUUUCAUUCCUGUUUUCAUUGUCGUCGGCGCGAUAUGCAGCGCGAUCUUCGUCCGGCUGCUCUUGCGUUGGCGUGCACACAGGAACCACCAACCUUCGUCGGGCGUUGCCACUCUAUUGCAUGGCGCGAACGAGAGCGGGAAUACGCUCGUACAGGACGACAUUUCCAUACAAGCUAGUCAAACGAGCAGGCGCGCAGUGGCAAUGUCAAGCCGCGACUUUGGCUCUUCUCAGCCCCCGUCUAUGUAUAGUUUUGCGGAGAAGAAAGCCCCCAGAAGCGAUGAGAUCUGUUUAGAUGCUCUAGCGUACGAGGCUGACGGCAUGUCCCCAGCCGGAAAACAUCUGGAACAGACCACUGUUGGAACGAUCGUCGGGGAGGAGAUCGUUAUUCAGCCUUCUCCUCGCCCGCGGCGUAAAUCGAUGCGACGUGGACUGUUGCGGCGGCUUCACAGCCACGCGUACCGGCCGAUGCAGUGCGAGGGCGACGCAGAGACGUACGGUCCUGGAUCAGGCGGGACGCCUUCGCAGGAGGCUGAUGAAGAUGGUGGCGUUGUGUUGAUGGCCGUUGGCGACGAGUGCGUCGAGUUGCAGCGGCCGCCGCUGGCGCGGACGUCGAGCAGCGGAGGCGAUUGGUCGUCUUCGAGGAUGUUCAACGAAAGCGACAGUCUCGUGGCUGCUGGGUACGAUGCCCGACAAUCUACCGGAUGCGCACUCUCUGAAGUUCAAGAACCCGCGCAAGGCGGAGCUCGUUCCAACCGCCGUGAUAUGCCUGGAGAACAGAAUCCUAGCGAAACGACACGUGGCUGGAGUUGGGGUUCUGUGUGGAUGUCGUCCCCUCCUGCGACGGCUUCAGCUGACAUGUACACUGUGAUGCCGACGAGAAGAAGCACCAUAAAGAACAAGGCGCACAGCCGCACAAUGAAAGCAGCAUCCGAGACUUGUCUUCCGUCUGCGCUGGAGCUAGACGAUUCAAUGCUGCCGGAUAAUCCCGCGCGCACCUUCACGCCAUCGAUUGAACGCCAUGCGACGUUUGCUGGUUGACGGAGUCCCAUGGUGGACUCGCCGCAUGUUACUUGAGGCACCCGUUGGAGCGGUCGAAGUUGCGCUCUGAUCGGUAUUUCGGGAAGGGAUGUGGCGCGGAGUGUCGGUUUGCAUAAUACGAAGGGAUGGAGGGCUUGGCCGUCGUGGUUGGCGUGGGAAGAGUGUGAGCCAUGUAAUCCAAGGUGCGCUGUGUAGGAUUGCAGAA